AUGUCGUCGAAGAAAGCGAAGACGAGAAACGAGGCAAGUAGCAGCCGUGGUGUCGUCGGCGGAGAGAGUAUAGUCGCCGAUUGUGGACGCAAUAUUAGCACUUGCGGUUACUGUAAAUCCCCUACCAGCUCCAGUAUCUCUCACGGUUUAUGGACAGAGAGUCUCACCGUUAAUGACUACCAAGCUCUUCUUGACCGUGGAUGGAGACGAUCUGGUUGCUUCCUUUACAAACCUGAGAUGGAUAAAACAUGUUGCCCUUCUUAUACUAUCCGCUUGAAAGCAAGUGCUUUUGUUCCUUCUAAAGAGCAGCAGCGAGUGCGUAGAAGACUAGAAAGGUUCUUGGAUGGAGAAUUAGAUUUGAAGCCAAUGGAACGGACAGAAGAUCAAGACGUUUCUUUCUCCGGUCAAGUUUCAGAGUCGGUGAGAAAAACACUUCGAGAACAAAAGAAUGAAGUGGAACCAGUCAUGAAAUAUCUGUCUGAACAAAUUGAUAAUGCUGUACAAAGAUGCAUACAAAAUGGGGAGUUUCCUUCUAAUAUUCAGAUUCCCAAAGCUUCAGUAAAGAAAGUUGUCUCUGCUAAAAGGAAGAAGCUAGCUGAAGGGUCAGAAGAACUCUUAUACACCAGCAACAUUGCUUUUCCAAUAGCAGCUGCUGUAAAACACACACAGACAUCUCAUAAAGGUGAGAGAAACAACAACGUAGAAGAAAGCAGAGUAUCACCAGAGACUGUUUCCGAGAAGCUGUUAACUGCAGUGAAUAAGGCUGGAGAAUCUACUGGUUUUUCUGUUAAGGUCUGCAAAGGCCAUAUCAACUUCUUUUCAGCUACCCAAGUUACUUCCUCGGAUAGAGAUGAAGGUGAAAGCUUCUCUGCUACAACAACAAAGUCUUCCUCGAACAAUCUUCAUUUAAGAAAGCGGAAGCUGGAGAUGCACUUGAAAAGGUCGAGUUUUGAUUCAGAGGAAUAUGAAUUAUACAGACGGUAUCAACUGAGAGUGCACGACGAUAAGCCGGAGAGCAUCUCCGAAACUUCAUACAAAAGGUUUUUGGUUGACACUCCGUUGAUUGAAGUGCUCUCUUCACGUGAUGGUGAUGAUGGAAAGGUUCCUCCUUGUGGCUUUGGUUCUUUCCAUCAACAGUACAGAGUCGAUGACCGUCUAAUAGCUGUCGGGGUGAUAGACAUUCUUCCUAAAUGCUUGUCUAGUAAAUACCUAUUUUGGGAUCCGGAUUACGCGUCCUUGUCUCUUGGAAACUACUCAGCCUUGCAAGAAAUCGAUUGGGUGAAACAAAACCAAGCUCAUUGCUCCACUCUGGAGUAUUACUAUCUUGGCUAUUACAUACAUUCCUGCAACAAGAUGAGAUAUAAAGCAGCCUAUCGUCCUUCAGAGCUUCUAUGUCCUCUCCGUUACCAAUGGGUUCCAUUCGAAGUAGCCAAGCCUCUGCUUGAUAAAAAGCCAUAUUCUGUCUUGUCAAAUAUCACUAAAGCUUCUCUAUCAUCAUCAUCAUCAUCAUCAUUACGUCAAGCUUCUGAACAUGAAGACAUGAAACAAGGGGAUGCAAAUGGUGAUGAAGAAAUGUGUAAUUCUGAUGAAGACUCAGACUCAGACUCUAGUAGAAACUGCAGUGACAUUACCAAUAUCACUAUCAGUCUUGAUGGACGUCGACUUCGAUACAAGGAUUUACCACGGAUCAACAAUCCGGCAGUUCGGAAACAACUGGAGUCGAUGUUGGUUAAUUACCGGAAAGUGGUCGGAGCUGAGCUGUCAGAGAGAAUGGUAUAUGAACUCCGGUAA
Molecule: messenger RNA, 1791 nt
Organism: Microthlaspi erraticum
Lineage: Eukaryota; Viridiplantae; Streptophyta; Magnoliopsida; Brassicales; Brassicaceae
Source: the annotation of a GenBank genome assembly